Molecule: messenger RNA, 5735 nt
Organism: Perca flavescens (yellow perch)
Lineage: Eukaryota; Metazoa; Chordata; Actinopteri; Perciformes; Percidae
Product: E3 ubiquitin-protein ligase DTX1
Exons: 12
Coding region: 493-2730 (745 amino acids)
Biological process (GO): protein ubiquitination; Notch signaling pathway
Molecular function (GO): zinc ion binding
Source: RefSeq, a predicted model, not a curated record
GUAACGUUAGGCCAAGCUACUGAGGUUGCGCUGUUGGAAGCCACAAUACUUUCGCAACAUUUCGCUAUGCUACGCCCCAAAGAACGGAAGAAAAACACACUAGCUGUUGUCUGCAACCUACCGAGGCUUGUUCUGUCGGGAUAUCUAGCUCCCGCUCUCCGAGAAAUGAGAAGCGUUGUUUUUUAAGCGUAUUUCUUUCUGGCAAGAAUCCCACAAAACGUGAAAGGCCGUCGCUGGAAGUAAACGACUCGUCGGAGAAGCUAUCUGUGUGUCUGGAGCAAGGACUAGCAAAACAAACGACAAUAUUGAGGCCGCUUUAUUGUAGGUUUUACUUUUCGGCUGGUCUUAUAACAUCGUAUUACGGUGUUAUGACAAAGACAGUCUGAGUCGAGCGAGGACCGUGAUUUCCUUCUCCGCUUGGCCAUGCGAGGAGCUCCAAUUGACGUAGAAGAAUGUUUCACCUUCUCCCGGCGCUAGCUCAGCCGCGGCUCCAUGGCCAACAAUAACAACAUGCUCCUGGCCUCUGUCGUGGUGGUGUGGGAAUGGCUGAAUGAACACGGACGGUGGCGGCCCUACAGCCCCGCCGUCUCCCACCAGAUAGAGGCGGCCAUCCGGAGCAGUGACCCCCGCGGAGGGAGCGUUGUACUCGGCCAGGUGGACAGCCGGCUAUCGCCGUACAUCAUAGAUCUCCAGUCCAUGCACCAGUUCAGACAGGACACAGGAACCAUCCGUCCCGUUCGGAGGAGUUUUUAUGACCCAGCCUCAGCCCCGGGUCAGGGCUGGCAGUGGGAGUGGGAAAACGAUGCAGGUACGUGGACGGCCUACGACAUGGAGGUGGCCAUCGCCAUCGAGAACGCCCACAGUCGGCAGCAGCCCUGCCUCGACCUGACUCCGCUCGGCUUCUGCUACCUCAUCGAUUUUCAGAACAUGACACAGGUGAACAGACAGAGCCAGAGGUGUCGGAGGCUGCAGAGACGCGCCGACAUGGCCUACCCUCUAGUGUCCAGUCCUCUCCCAAUACCAAAGGGAAGCGGUGCAGGAGGAGGCAUAACAGGAGCCCUGCUGGGUGUCGGGGUGUCGGGGGCAAGCUCUUUCUACUCCAAUGGGGGCUUACAGGCUACUGGAUUGGGCCAACCUUGCUCCUGCCAGCAGUGCAUGCUGGUUCUUAGCGUAAAGUCCAAUACAGGAGGAGCAGGGGCACAGACUCUAGGUAGACGCUCACUAACCAUGCAGCGGCCCAAGAACUCAGCGCCCGUGGUCUCUAAACCCCUGAGUCCGUCUAAAUCAGCCACUCUGGGGCGAGGACUGCAGCAGAACUCCAACUCCAACUCCAACUACUAUCAGACGCUGCCGCACGGUCUCGCCAUCUCCAAAAACACCGCCUCUCCAAGACGGAACGCCCAGCUGUUUGCUCAGUCGCUGGCUGCCCUCACCGCUGGCACCUCCGCUCUGGGAAUCUCCUCGUCUUCCAACAGGCCGCCUCCGCCGUCCCUCCCGCCUCCCCAGCCUCCAUCAUCCAACCCCAACUUGAUCCCCCCAUCCGUUCUGGCCAAGCACUCCUCAUCUUCUGCCAACGAGUCAGUGCCAACCGCCACAUUAAUUACCCCUGCCAACAGCGUGACCACGCCCCCUUCUCCUGUGCCAUCUCCGUCGCCGAUGGUGAUGAAGCCGCAGCGCCCACCGACGUCCGUGGCAACGGUGUGCCACGCCCCGUUGCCACCGAGAUCAAGCUUGGCCGGGCUGAGCCGACCGGCAUUACAGAGGAUUGCGAUGGCCCAAUCCAGAGCGCUCAUAGCAUCAGGUGUGCCCACCGUCCCAGUGAAGAACCUCAAUGGAUCCAGUCCUGUUCACCCUGCACUGGCCGGGAUCACAGGUAUCCUAAUGAGUGCUGCCGCUCUGCCGGUGUGUCUGACUAGACCUCCAAAACUGGUGCUGCACCCUCCGCCUGUCAGCAAGAGCGACAUCAAACCCGUGCCAGGCUUUGGCCACUGCUGCAGGAAGACCACCAAGAAACAGGCUCGCAAGGGUAAAACUCCAGAGGAGGUGGUGAAGAAGUACCUGCAGAAAGUAAAAAGUCCACCCGAGGAGGACUGUACCAUCUGUAUGGAGCCGUUGGGGGGUCCGUCUGGUUAUAAGGGUCCAGGUGUGGGGCCUGUGUCUCGGGCAGAGUCAGUUGGGCGACUAGCACAGUGUGGACACCAGUACCAUUUCCAGUGUCUGGUGGCCAUGUAUAAUAAUGGCAACAAGGACGGCAGUCUCCAGUGUCCCACCUGUAAAACCAUCUACGGUGUAAAGACAGGCAACCAACCGGCAGGGAAGAUGGAGUACCACGUCAUCCCCCACUCUCUACCAGGACAUCCUGACUGCAAAACCAUACGCAUUAUCUACAACAUACCACCAGGCCUUCAGGGACCAGAGCAUCCGAACCCAGGGAAGCCAUUCACUGCCAGAGGCUUUCCCCGACACUGCUACCUCCCAGACAGCGAGAGAGGACGCAAGGUACUGAGACUGCUCCUGGUAGCCUGGGACCGCAGGUUGAUCUUCUCGGUUGGGACUUCGAGCACCACCGGAGAGUCUGACACCGUCAUCUGGAACGAGGUCCACCAUAAGACAGAGUUUGGCUCCAACCUGACAGGCCAUGGCUUCCCCGACCCGGGGCACCUGGACAACGUCCUGGAAGAGCUCCGAGCUCAGGGCAUCACACAGGACGACGGACUGAUGGAAAAGUGAAAGGACAAGCGACCAGGACAGCGGAGGAGGAGGAGGCAUCCGUGUGGGAGCAGCAGAGAGUGGGAAGGGAGAACAGAGAGCAGAGAAGGAGAGCGUUAAAAGGAGGAGGUCCAUGGGCCGAGACACACACUCUCUCUGCCAGCACUUAAAAAGGGGUGCAGGGGGACGUUUCGGGUUAUAGAAGACAUUGAUUUUGUUUUGCAGAGGGAACCACUUUUCAAGAUGUCGAUUGAGUCACUGCUGGGUUCGCCUGUCAAAUACAAGUCAGUCCAAACUUCACCGUUUUCAGGCAAGCACAUCAGUAGCAGUGGGAAAGAGUUUGAGAAAAGCUGCAGCACAGAAAGAAAAGCAACGCAGAAAGGGGAGGAGGCUGAGAAACAAGCAGAAAGAAUGAUGGCACUCACGGUUUCAGACAGCUAGGUACUAAAUGUUGACAAGUGAGAAUGACGUGGUACUAAUAUUUAGGACAAAAACAAGUUCACUUUACUGAGAGCGAGUAACCCGGAACAGAAAGUACAUUUUAGAGCAGUUCAAUAAAAACUGGGAGAGAAGGGACAAAGAGAGAAAGAAGUUGGAGCGGUGGGGGAGGGGACAGGAGGAGGGGAAAGCAGGAAUAACGUAGCAGAAAGAGACAAAGAUGGUGUACGGAUGUAGCGUAGGAUAGGAGCAGAGUAAAAAUAACUUGUAUGGUACUUAACAGGUACAAUGGCUAUUAUUUAAAACACCAGGAGACCAAGAGUGAUGAAGGGGAAACAUGACUGUUUGCUUUGUUCGAACCACCUGCUUGUCUGCGGUUGGAGUUUGGUGCUGUUGCUCCCUCCUGUGGUGGAACCGAAGAACUACACCUCAGCCUGCAAGCUACUGGAACAAAUCCACACGUUACUAUGAGUUUAUCCACCUGUGUUACUUUUGAUCAUUGUUGCUAUAAUCCUCAUUUAACGUCAUUCCAUACUUUACCUCCUUCUUUUGACUUGAUGGGUUUCUAUAUGAUCGCACCUCUGUAUGUUUAUGAUUGUGUGUGUAAUGACAAAAGACCAAACUAAGGCCUAGUCAUUUGGGCCUAUUCGGAGUCUUACUAUUGAGCCACUGUGGUACAAGUUAACCUUAGAUACACAGGUACUAGUAUUUACUGAUAAAUCUUUUUAUUUUUUUUGUCCCUUUUUGACGGCUCACAUCGUUUCCGUGGAUGUAAAUGUUGUAUCCUGCCAACAGCGUGGCACCAGUGAGAACCGGUGAGGAUGUGAAUACUAACAUGAUGAAGAUGAGCAUUUUGGAUGGGUGCGUAGAAGUGCUGAGGAUAGUUUGGUUCUGGUUGAAUGAGCGUCACCGUCAGUGCUUAAACUCCAGAGAAAUGAACCUGUGGCUGUCCCGUUAGAAAGCCCCCUCAGAUUGGACGGGGGGGUAUGAGGGGAGGAUGGAGAGGGUUACCCUGACAGUACCCAUUACUACUGAGGAGAAAAAGCCCUCAAUACAAUAACGAAUUUAAGUUGACAACUUGUCAAAGGAGACUGGGAUUGGUAGUGUCAGUGUGAUGUUGUUAGUAUCUAGUACCCACAGCAAACAGUAAUCAUCACACUAAACAGGCAUGGCAAUUACCAUCUCAUGUGUAAUCAAAGAUACUUACAGUAAUAAAGACUAUUUCCUCGUUUUUACUUGAGAAGUUGAAUUGCAAGUCCCAAAAACUAGUUGUAGACCAACUAAAGGAAACAUAUCGCAAAAGGACUUGCUCCUGAUUGGCUGGCAUCACUUAGAAAAUAGCUGAAAUCUGUCCAAUAAGGCCAGUUUGCCGCAUCUGAACCAGGAGGCUGGGUUAACCUCAUUCAAGUCAAAUGAGCUGCUAUGUAGGCCAAUCAGUAAUGUGAGUUCUUUUCUGUAAGGACGUUCCAAUUCAUGUGAGAAUUUUAAUGAAGUCGAUAAUUGUUAUUGUAGCUGUUUUUGCAGCUUUUUAGGACAAAAUGUCACAAAGAGCAUUAUUUUGCUCCUGUGCCAGAGGAGCAAUGUGUUCGGAAAAAGCCAACUUGUAAAGGAUACACAAAACGGGACCUUUAAAUGGUUGUUGACCUCAGUUGGUAUCACUAGUAUGAUUUUUAUCUCAACAACAUUGAUAACAGCUCUCCUUUUACCUCUACCUCUUCACACUCCCCUUCUCUUUGAGUUGGGUCUGUAAAUGAAAUGACCCCAUAUCACAAUGUGUGUGUGUGUGUGUGUCUGUCUGUCUGUAUGUGUAUGUGUGUGUGUGAGAAAGAGAAUUUAUACACUAUAUGGUAUACUACCAACAUGCUCCGAGUUUACGAUAUUGUUUCGGUACUCCCUUCUUUAUUAUUUAGUUAUUUUAUUAUGAAAUGUAGUUACACCUUUGUUUUUUUUAAUAGCAUUUCUUUUGACACUAUUAGAGAGUAAACUACAUAUUUCAUUCCGUAUGUUUAAUGUUGUGUUAAUUAUGCCUGUUUUCAUUUGUUACAAUUGGUUUACAAAGGCAGUAUUGUUAAAUACAUUGUCUUUUUUUUUUUCAAUGUGUGAAGAAGUUAAAGCGGAUUUGUUUCAUCUUUUCUUUGGAAAAGGAAUUUGAUGGUAGACUUUUAUUUGAGUGUGAAAUGUAAUUCAUUUUAAUAGCAAGUCAAAACCUGACACACGUGCUCUUCUGUGAAGUAAAUAAUGCUUUUAUUUUCUACAUAUCAUCUAUCCUGCUACUGUUGUGUAUUGAUGUCCAAAUGAAGAUUGGUGAUGGCCAAAUCGCCGUCUAGCGGGGGUCAACAAAUCCAACUGGAUGGUACAGCUACAUUUAGACAUCACUACUGUUCUGCACUGAACCUUGAUCUGCCUACCAGAGCUCUCAGCAUGUGUGACCCGGGAAGGUUUCGUAGCAGAUGUGUAGAUGGACAUUGUGGUCUUAGUCUUAUGCCCGCCCCUCUUUAAGCAGCUGAAUGGUUCAAGUGCAGGUGGGCAUGAUGAAAAUGGUUAUUUUAAAGAUUGUGAAAUAUAAUAAAAAUCACAAUUUCCUCCUG